Molecule: messenger RNA, 913 nt
Organism: Nestor notabilis (Kea)
Lineage: Eukaryota; Metazoa; Chordata; Aves; Psittaciformes; Psittacidae
Gene: STC2
Product: stanniocalcin 2
Exons: 3
Coding region: 1-756 (251 amino acids)
Biological process (GO): intracellular calcium ion homeostasis
Cellular component (GO): extracellular region
Molecular function (GO): hormone activity
Source: RefSeq, a predicted model, not a curated record
AUGCUCGUUUUAGCUGAAAUCCAGCACUGCCUGGUUAAUGCUGGCGAUGUGGGAUGUGGAGUGUUUGAAUGCUUUGAAAACAAUUCUUGCGAGAUCCGAGGCUUACAUGAGAUCUGCAUGACAUUCCUACACAACGCUGGAAAAUUUGAUGCCCAGGGAAAAUCCUUCAUUAAAGACGCUCUGAAGUGUAAGGCUCAUGCCUUGAGGCAUAAAUUCAGCUGCAUCAGCCGUAAGUGCCCUGCCAUUAAAGAGAUGGUGUUCCAGUUACAGCGGGAGUGCUACCUGAAGCAUGACCUCUGCUCUGCUGCCAAGGAGAACGUCCAGGUCAUUGUGGAGAUGAUUCACUUCAAAGACCUGCUGCAGCAUGAGCCAUAUGUUGAUCUAGUGAACAUCCUGCUCACCUGUGGUGAUGAGGUGAAAAAAGCAAUAACAAGAAGCGUCCAGGCCCAGUGCGAACAGAACUGGGGAAGUCUCUGCUCCAUCCUGAGCUUCUGCACCUCAUCUGUGCACAGUGACACCAUCCUGAGUCAAGAGAAGAAGGCGGGUGAAGCCAGCAAAGGUGCUGCUGGCCGUGGGGACAUGCUGGCCCACUCCGACCACAGAGAGAGCUCACGAGCGUCCAAGGCAGAGAGAGGUACUAAGGGCCACUUGAACGCCCAUGCCCGGGUGAAAGCUGGGGGCCAUGGUCCCAAAGGGGUACAUGGGAUCAUGGACCGGGCAGAUGAACUGUCCGACUUCUCUGACAUCCGGAGGUGAAAAAAGGCGCCAAGUCCCUGUUCCCCCUAUCCUCCCCCUCCACUGGAAACCUCCUUCGUUGAGUCCCAUCUUCCCGUCUAUGGACAUUCCAAAGCAUUUCCCAUUCAGAGGUCAAGCACAGGGCAUUGCAAGAUAUAUAUGGACCUCGGCAACAGUG